AUGAUCCUCUCCUUCGGAAGCCUCCUCGGCGUCAAUCUUUUGGCCCAAGCAGCAAGAUGCGCAUUCACUCCACCAACUCCUGAGACCGGAAAACUCCAGAUAGCCAGGUCGUUGCUGGAUCCUCGAGUUUCAUUAUCCUUCAAGCAAACCCACAUCUGCGAAACGACACCGGGUGUCAAGUCCUACAGCGGUUACGUGAACCUACCCGCCGACGAUGCAGAGGGCCGACCCUACGACAUUCACACCUUCUUCUGGUUCUUCGAGGCGCGCAAAAACCCUUCCAAUGCCCCGUUAUCCAUAUGGCUUCAGGGUGGCCCCGGAUCUCCAUCUAUCAUCGCGGCGCUGGGAGAGAACGGACCUUGCUUCGUUACACGUGACGCAAAGGGCACCGUUCUCAACCCGUGGUCGUGGAACAAUGAAGUCAACAUGCUUUACAUUGACCAGCCAGUCCAGACCGGCUUCUCGUACGACAGGCUUAUCAAUGGAACCAUUGACGAGACGCUCCUGCCCUAUGUCGUGACGCCAUUGCCGCCGUCAGCGCCUCCGCCCGAUUUGAAUUCGACCUUUCUUCAGGGAGUCUUCCCCUCUCAGGACCCAGCCUCAACCGCGAAUACAACCUUGACUGCGGCCCGCGCUGCCUGGCACUUCAUGCAAACCUGGAUGAAAGAAUUCCCCAUCUACAAGCCCAAGACCAACAAGAUCAGCAUCUGGGGCGAAUCGUACGGAGGGCACUAUGUCCCGACCUUUGCCCAUUUCUUCUCAGAGCAGAGCCGAACGAAUCGAAACGACAGCAACGUCAUCCCGUUGACUAUCGACGCAGUUGGACUUGUCAACGCUUGCAUUGACAUUCUGACGCAGAUGCCCGCCUACCCUCUGAUGGCAUUCAAUAAUACGUACGGACUUCAGAUAAUCAACGAGACCCAGUACAAUGCCGCUAUGGACAGCUUUCCCGCAUGUCGCAACUUGGUAGAGAAGUGUCAGUCCCUGGCGGAUGAAAAGGAUCCGCUUGCGUUGGGCAAUGUAGCCGAGGUCAACGAGGCUUGCAGCGAGGCCUAUUAUUCCUGCUUCCAAACCAUGUCGGGGGCUGUCGAAAACAGCGGGAUAAAUGUAUUCGACAUCACGGCCCCAGUACCUGGGUCCUUUCCCCCUAGGUAUCUUGCCGGCUAUCUCAACUCCAAAGAGAUCCAACUGGAGCUUGGCGUGCCGCUCAAUAUCUCGGGUUUGUCGAUGGCAGCAUUUGAAGCCUUUAUGUCGACCGGCGAUUUUGUCCUGGGCAAAAAUUUGGCAAAACUCGGGGACCUCCUGGAUCAGGGGGUUAAGGUUGCUCUCAUGUACGGGGAUAGCGAUUACCAAUGCAAUUGGUACGGAGGUGAGCUGGUCAGCUUGGCCAUCGAGUCCAAGUUCAGCCAGGGGUUUCGUAGUGCCGGCUACGCAAAUAUUCAAACCAACAAUACUUAUGUUGGGGGACUUGUUCGACAGCAUGGCCCCUUGUCGUUCUCUCGCAUCUUGGGGGCCGGACAUGAAGCCCCUUGGUACCAGCCCGAAACUUCAUAUGAGAUCUUCAAGCGGGUCAUGUUCAAUAAAGACGUCGCUACCGGCAAAGUCCCGAUCGCAAAGUGUGGCAAUUACUCAACCACUGGCCCGGACAAUGUGGCUGGGGUCAUGAACGAGAUGCUCUCCCAUCCCCCGGUCGAGUGCUAUUUGUGGAACAUUUUCCAGACUUGCACCAGCUCGCAGACCGAGAUGCUUCGGAACGGCACGGCUGUUCUUCAGGACUAUAUUAUGGUUGGAUACCAGACGGGCAAUGGAACCAUUCACUAUUACUAG
Molecule: messenger RNA, 1827 nt
Organism: Canariomyces notabilis
Lineage: Eukaryota; Fungi; Ascomycota; Sordariomycetes; Sordariales; Chaetomiaceae
Product: alpha/beta-hydrolase
Exons: 6
Coding region: 1-1827 (608 amino acids)
Biological process (GO): proteolysis
Cellular component (GO): fungal-type vacuole
Molecular function (GO): serine-type carboxypeptidase activity
Source: RefSeq, a predicted model, not a curated record